CUUGUACCAACCCAAGAGUCAAACAGUUCUGCAUUAAUUAUAGAUAGCUGAAGAAGAUCUGAGAGAAAAAAACAUAGAGAAGAAGAAAUGGAGAAUGCGGAGGCGGAAGGGGGGAAAGAAAUGAACUAUCCAUGCAAGUGGUUGGAAGAGAUGAUUAGGGGCAUGCUUAAGUGCCUGGGUCUUCACACAGCAGAUUAUCACCCAUCUCCAUCAUCACCUUCUUCUUCUUCCUCUUCGAGUUCAGCUGAUGAAAAGGACGGCGCAGAUGAUCCCCUACACCCUCCCACAGAUGAUCCGCCAACAUCAACAAAUGACCCACCAAAAUCUCUUUUAUUACUGGGUAGUGGACCUCCAAGGAAGGGAGUAGGCAGAGGUGGAAAUCCUCAGACAAACGAUGCCUCCUCUUAAUGACUUUACUAAUUAGCCCAAUCCCAUCUAGGGUUGCAUAUUACUAGUAUAUUGCUACUACUUAUACUUUAAUUUUGCUCAAAUGUUGUUAUUGCUUGGUUAGUUGUCAGAAGAGAUCAUCUAUUCCAGUUUUUGUGUUUCACCAAAUCACCUCGCUUCCGACCAUCUUUGAUGGCAUCAUUAAUAGA
Cuscuta europaea is the source of this 596-nucleotide messenger RNA. The record is from the annotation of a GenBank genome assembly. NCBI's taxonomy places the organism in Eukaryota, Viridiplantae, Streptophyta, Magnoliopsida, Solanales, Convolvulaceae.